Phaeodactylum tricornutum CCAP 1055/1 is the source of this 1095-nucleotide messenger RNA. RefSeq lists its product with no specific name. The record is from RefSeq and is a predicted model, not a curated record. Gene Ontology annotation, biological process: protein transport. Bases 1 to 1095 code for a protein of 364 amino acids. NCBI's taxonomy places the organism in Eukaryota, Bacillariophyta, Bacillariophyceae, Surirellales, Neidiaceae. The transcript has a single exon.
AUGAAGACUAGCUCCCCUCUUCCAUACCGGCAGCUCUCUGGCCUUUCUGAAAAGCUUAUAACUGGACUGCUACUGCUAGUGGCAGCUCAAGGGUUUUCAACGAGCAGCGUGCGCGCCUGGUUGCCACGCUGUCUGACUGUGAAAUGCCCGUUUUCGACUUCGAAUCCGAUCGUCGCAUCGGCUACACCUGGACAAGGAGUGCCGCAAUCGGGAGCUGCAGAUGCAUCCCGUCGGAUAUUUCUGUCGUCAACUGUAGCCGUUUCGGGAUUACUGACGGUCCCUAGUCGCACUGAUGCAGCAGAUGCAAAGCGGGGGUCGGAGCAAAUGAAAAUAGUGGAGGUCGUUGGAGAGCAACAACCCGGGUUGGUGUCGGCACAAACAAUAGUUGAUCUCCUACGGGUUGUCCCAACCUUUUGCAUCGUCGACAAGGAAGGAGUUCCAUUCAUGGUGGUUGGUGAAGAUGCCAAGGUUACUGGUUAUUUCUUUACUACUUUUGACGAAGCGCAGCGGCUCUUGAUACUCGCACGGACGUCCGUCGACAAGUCGAUUGCAGACGCGAAGAACGAUCCGUCGCAAGACCAAGCGGCAGUCGCAGAGCUCACCAAUCCCUGGGUAAAAGCUCGAAUAUCAUCUGUACCUAUGGACUUUGCCGUGACUCUUGUCACCAAAUCAAUGUACGGUGCUCGAAGGGCGGGAGGCAAUUACUUUCAAAUAGCCCCAGCCGAUGCUGAUGUCGAAGACGCUUUGGCUAUCAACGGAAAAACCGAUCUAGCCGAAGGAAAGGUGCCUCUUUUUUACUAUCCCGACUUUUCAACAAAUGAAAACGAUGGGAAACAGAGCCCCCUUUACUUUCGUCAAUCGGAGCUGGAAAGGGCAUUUCGAAAACAGAAUCCUGGUCAAGAUUUGCCCAAGACUGCGGUUACAGAGCUCUUUGCUGUGCUUGCUGCCAUGGUCGAACCAGGAGGCACUGACUUGGACCUACAAACGCUUGUAUUUAUUCCACCUAGAGAAAGCGUUCAAAAGGCGAAAGCCUGUGAUAAAAAGAACGGCAAAAAUGGAUCAUACUUCGUUGGAAAACGAAAUCUAGUUCUUUAG